Molecule: messenger RNA, 2383 nt
Organism: Hirundo rustica (Barn swallow)
Lineage: Eukaryota; Metazoa; Chordata; Aves; Passeriformes; Hirundinidae
Product: 1,25-dihydroxyvitamin D(3) 24-hydroxylase, mitochondrial
Exons: 12
Coding region: 57-1415 (452 amino acids)
Biological process (GO): cortisol metabolic process; cholesterol metabolic process; C21-steroid hormone biosynthetic process
Cellular component (GO): mitochondrial inner membrane
Molecular function (GO): oxidoreductase activity, acting on paired donors, with incorporation or reduction of molecular oxygen; iron ion binding; monooxygenase activity
Source: RefSeq, a predicted model, not a curated record
CGCUGAGCGCCCUGCGGCCGGCGGAGACGCUGCCCGGGCCGCCCCGCUGGCCGCUGAUGGGCAGCCUGCCCGACGUGCUCUGGAAGGGAGGGCUCAAGAGGCAGCACGAGACGCUGGCUCAGUACCACCGCAGGUUCGGGAAGAUUUUCCGCAUGAAGCUGGGCGCCUUCGACUCCGUGCACAUCGCGGCUCCCUGCCUGCUGGAGGCUCUGUACCGCCGCGAGAGCGCCUGCCCGCAGCGCCUGGAGAUCAAGCCCUGGAAAGCAUAUCGCGACUAUCGCGACGAGGGCUACGGGCUGCUCAUCCUGGAGGGAAAGGACUGGCAGAGGGUGAGAAGCGCCUUUCAGAAGAAAUUAAUGAAGCCCGGGGAAGUUGCGAAACUGGAUACGACCAUCAAUGAGGUCCUGGAGGACUUUAUGCACAGAAUAGAUGAGAUUUGUGACCACAAUGGACAGAUGGAAGAUGUCUACUCAGAAUUCAACAAAUGGUCUUUUGAAAGCAUCUGUCUGGUGCUGUACGGAAAGAGGUUUGGCCUCCUGCAGCAGGACGUGGAAGAAGAAAGUCUGAACUUCAUCAAGGCUGUGAAAACGAUGAUGGCCACCUUCGGGAUGAUGAUGGUGACCCCUGUGGAGCUGCACAAGGGGCUCAACACCAAAGUCUGGCAGGCUCACACCAAAGCGUGGGAUGAUAUAUUUAAAACAGCCAAGCACUCCAUCGACUGCCGGCUGCAGAAGCACUCAGCCAAGCCCCAGGAGGAUUUUCUGUGUGACAUCUACUCGGGGGGACACCUGUCCAGGAAGGAGCUCUACGCUGCCAUCGCCGAGCUGCAGAUCGCCGGCGUGGAGACGACAGCCAACAGCUUGCUGUGGGCUCUGUACAACCUUUCCCGCAAUCCACACGUCCAGCAGAAGCUUUUCCAGGAAAUCCAGAGAGUUUUGGCCGCCCAGAAGAUCCCAAGUGCUGAGAGCCUGAGGGAUAUGCCUUACCUAAAAGCCUGUCUGAAAGAAUCCAUGAGAUUAAGUCCAUCAGUGCCUUUCACCACUCGCACCAUCGACACGGAAAUGGUUCUGGGGAAUUACGUGCUGCCCAAAGGGACGGUGCUGAUGCUCAACAGCCACGCCCUGGGCUGCAGCGAGGAGUACUUCAGGGGCUGGGCUGAGUUCAGGCCCGAGCGCUGGCUCCAGAGGGGCUCCAUCCAUCCCUUCUCCCACGUCCCCUUCGGCAUCGGGAAGAGGAUGUGCGUGGGGCGCCGCGUGGCAGAGCUGCAGCUGCACCUGGCCCUCUGCUGGCUGCUCCGUAAGUACCGGGUGGUGGCCACGGACCAGGAGCCGGUGCAGACGCUGCACUCGGGAACGCUCAUCCCCGGCCGGGCGCUGCCCAUCGCCUUCCACCCGCGAGCAGGUUGCAAAAAAUAAAGGACAGCCCUGCUGCUGCCUCCUCUGAAAAGAGAGACAUCAGCCGUGCAAGUCAAAGCUCUGGAGGCUCCAGUAACCGGGGAAGAGCUGCACCACAUCCCUGGAACCAGGAACAGCACCGGGAAAAGCUCCCAGACUGUCUGAUUGGGAAAAUGCGCUUAGAGGGAAAGAAACAGGCCAGGUGCUUUGGCAGAGCUGUGGAAAUCCAGGGGUUUAGUGCAGCUGAGGGGCUGUUCAGGACGAGCAGCCCUGCAGGUUGUUUCCCAGCCCGGUCUGAGGAGAGCUGCCUCCAGUCCGGGACCAGGCACGGCUGGACCGGCCCCGGCAGCUCAGACUGGGGGAGCAGAGUGCCUCAGAGCUCCUCAAAUCACCAUGAGAAGGGAGUGGGGAGUCUGGAAAAAGGCUAAAACAGGGCUGGAGGAUUGGGAUCAUGAGAGAAAUGCCUUUCCUUGGCAUCCUUCAGUGCCUGGGUAGGAGGGAAAUAGGGACAAAUGCGCCUGACAGGAUUGAUUGCUCCGCUUUGAGCAGUCGCAGUCUCGUGCCUGUCACACCCUCUGCUCUUCCCCGCGGAUUUCCAUCCCUCCAGCCCCUGCACAACCCAUUUUAUCCCACCCUUACAGUAAAACUUCGUGGUCUUUCACUGCAUGAAAAGGCCUGAUCCAGAAACGGAGCCACUGGAAUCCCAUGGGUUCUGCCUCUGCGGAAUGAUGAUUAUCCUAAUAGGAUACUUACAGGAGAUUAAUGACCAAAUUAUGCUUCCAAGGACAAUUCCCUGGGAAAUGAGGGCCCUAAACAUUUCCAAGGGGUUUGUUUCUCAUGGAGGCUGCAGUAUCUGAAGGUUCAAAUUGUCACUGCCCUGCAUGCAAUGCUGGAUUUUGGCUGUUAUGGUCGCUGGUUAUACACCUUUGCAGUUUCAAGUACAGUUUUAUCUCUCUAUAGAUAACCCUGGAUAUUUUUUUUUUUUUUUU